Molecule: messenger RNA, 1050 nt
Organism: Belonocnema kinseyi
Lineage: Eukaryota; Metazoa; Arthropoda; Insecta; Hymenoptera; Cynipidae
Exons: 2
Coding region: 1-1050 (349 amino acids)
Biological process (GO): deoxyribonucleotide biosynthetic process
Cellular component (GO): cytosol
Molecular function (GO): ribonucleoside-diphosphate reductase activity, thioredoxin disulfide as acceptor
Source: RefSeq, a predicted model, not a curated record
AUGUCGUUUCUAUAUUCUCAUUCUUGUGAGUGCUUAAAGUCUGAGUUAGAUCUAUUCUCCAUACCUCCUACACAAACCUCGAUAGAAAGCUCUCAAUGGGUACACUAUAAACCGGUAACAUCCCUUACCGAUGACUCACCUAUAGAAUUUGUCGUCCCUGGUCAUGGUGAUGAAUACAUUGAUUUGGCUCACACAAUGCUAAAUCUUAGGGUGAAAUUAAUAACACCACCUAGGGUUGCUGCAAAUGCCGAACAAUUGGAUAGAGUUGGUCCUGUAAACAAUCUAUUACAUUCGUUAUUUAAUCAAGUCCAUGUCUAUUAUAAUCAAAAAGUUGUAUCUCCACCCAGUAAUUCUUAUGCUUAUCGGGCAUACAUUGAAACUCUACUUAACUAUGGUCCUGCUGCUAAAAAUAGUCAUCUGACUACCUCUCUUUGGUAUAAUGAUUUCGAUGAAAAUGUGGGAUUAAAAGCUCGCCAAAAAUAUUUAAGUGCUAGUAAAUCUAUUGAUCUUAUUGGACACCUGCACUGUGAUGUUUUUAACCAGGACAAAUUUCUUAUCAAUGGUGUGGAAUUGAGGCUACGACUAUUAUGCUCAAAAGAUUUAUUCUGUCUUAUGGAUGACACAAAUGGCUGUAGUAUAAAUAUUGAGGAAGCCUCACUAGUUGUGCGUCGAGCAAAAAUUAGUCCCGGUAUUCUAUUAGCUCAUGCAAAAGCUCUAUCUCAUGGUACUGCAAAAUAUCCUAUUACACGUGUCGAGGUAAAAGCUUUGUCUCUACACUCAGGCGUUCACUCUGAAACGCUUGAUAAUGUUAUUCUCGGUGAAAUUCCAAAAAGAAUAAUAAUUGGUACUACUACGGUCAGAUCACCUACGACCUAUGAACCGAGCAUUACGGUCAAUUCUGAAGAUUCGGAUAAGGAUACGGUAGACUUGAUUAAAAAAACUACCCUACCAAUAUCAUCUAAAAAGUAUCAACAGCCUACAAAUUCUACAAGUACUUCUACUUCCAAAAGCUCGGACAGUCGGCGUGUUUCCAGCAGAUCAGAUUCCUAA